CGUCAACGGGUCGCGUCAACUCCGCCACUGCGUUCCGUCAUCUGCUUCUCCUCCUCCCUCCGUCUCCUCCGUUCCCAUCUUCUCCACCGACGGGCGCUCCCUCCGAGCCUCUUUCUUCUCGAUCAGAUCCGUCCGCCUCAUCAUGUUCGGGCCGUAUGCAACGAUGAUGCUGAUUAAUUGUUCCCACUGCCACACCCCGCUGCAGCUCCCGCCGGGGGCGUCGUCCAUCCGAUGCGCCAUCUGCAGGGCCAUCACCUACGUGUCCGAUCCCCGGAGCGUCCACAUGCCUCCUGGGGCUCCUCAUUCCCUUCCGCCUCCGGGCCCCGCCCCGCUCCCGCCGCCGUCCUGGGGGCUAGCGCCGCCGCCGAUGCCGGGCGGCGGUCGGCGGAAGAAAGCGGUGAUUUGCGGGAUCACGUAUCGGAACACGCGGAGCGAGCUGAAGGGGUGCAUAAAUGAUGCCAAGUGUAUGAAGUACCUCCUCAUCAAUCGCUUCGGCUUCCCCGAGUCCAGCAUCAUCAUGCUAACUGAGGACGAAAGAGAUCCAUACAAGAUUCCAACCAAACAUAAUAUAAGAAUGGCAAUGUAUUGGCUCGUACAAGGUUGUCAACCAGGUGACUCUUUGGUAUUCCACUACUCUGGCCAUGGUUCACAACAAAGAGACUACAGCGGAGAAGAAGCAGACGGCUAUGAUGAAACUCUUUGUCCUGUGGACUUUGAAACACAAGGAAUGAUCGUCGAUAAUGAAAUUAAUGCAACCAUGGUCAGGCCGCUUCCUCGUGGAGUUAAGCUUCAUGCUAUUAUAGAUGCUUGUCACAGUGGCACUAUGCUAGAUCUAUCUUACCUUUGCAGAAUGAACAGGAGUGGGCAGUAUGCAUGGGAAGAUCAUCGCCCAAGAAAUGGUGCUUGGAAAGGUACUAGUGGUGGAGAAGUCAUCUCAUUCAGUGGUUGCGAUGAUGAUCAAACUUCUGCAGAUACCUCGGCUCUGUCAGGGAUUACCUCUACUGGUGCCAUGACUUACUGUUUCAUCCAAGCCAUUGAGCGAGGACAUGGGACAACUUAUGGUAGCAUACUGAAUUCGAUGAGAUCCACCAUAAGAAGCACUGGCGAUGCAAUUUCCGGAGGGCCCGUCACUUCACUCAUCACCAUGUUGUUAACUGGAGGUAGCAUGCCUGGCACACUGAGACAGGAGCCGCAGAUGACAUCCAAUGAAAUGUUCGAUGUUUAUGCAAAACCAUUUUCUCUGUAAAGUGUAUCUUCUCUCUUGCACUUGAAGUGUCUUCUGUUGUCAUUGAUUUUGCACAUGUUUUGCUUCAUUUGACUGACAUUGAGAAACAUCUUAUGAGGGUUUAUCGAUUUCUUUGACAUCGGUGUGUAGGAUUUUUCUUCUAUAAAUAUGACAUUUCUUUC
Musa acuminata subsp. malaccensis (wild Malaysian banana) is the source of this 1407-nucleotide messenger RNA. RefSeq names its product metacaspase-1. Gene Ontology annotation, molecular function: cysteine-type endopeptidase activity. Gene Ontology annotation, biological process: proteolysis. The record is from RefSeq and is a predicted model, not a curated record. Lineage: Eukaryota; Viridiplantae; Streptophyta; Magnoliopsida; Zingiberales; Musaceae.